AUAUAUAAAAUAAGGAGAGUGAUGUUCCACCUCUCAUCUAAACCUCAUCUCACGGAUCUUGCCUCUCUCUCCAUAUAUGUAUUUUAUGUUGGAAGCUCUUCCUAUAUAUAUAUAUAUAUAUAUAUAUUGUAUGCACAAAAUUAAACACCAUCAUGGUGUUCUAGAUAUGCAUACGACAUAUACAUAUAUAAGAUGCCCAGAGAUUAGUUGAGCUGUUCAGAAACUUGUAUGAUUAAUCAUUUCAUAAGACUUAAAAGAGAAGUGUAGCAUGGCCUCUUGGAAAAAAACCAUCACAUCGCCUUUCAGAAAAGCUUGUACUUUCUUCAAUCAACAGCCAAGAGAUCAUAAGAAAUCCCAACAAGAUAAUGAAACCCGAGUGAUGGAUCUGCAUGGUGAAGUAAUGGCAUGCUCUUAUGAAGAUGUUCAAGUGAUGUGGUCUAUUCUGGACAAGUCCAAGUCCGCAGCCUGCAAAAUCACUUCUUGAUCCCAUAUGUAUAUAUAUACUACACAUUCACAGCCACUAUUUUAUUAUCCAUGUAUCUCUUUGUAGAUAAUGUUGUUUCGAAAGGAGAUGAUCUUGUUGAAGUGGUGGUUAAUUGAAGGAUGCCUCCCAUACGUUUGAUGGUGUAAAUUGAGAUUUUUCCAAUUUAAGAUGUUCAUUUUUAGGGAAUCCCCGUGAUUUAUUAAACUCACGGUGAGAUUAUUUCAAUGUAUCACAAAUUUCUAGUCGUUUA
Ziziphus jujuba (common jujube) is the source of this 734-nucleotide messenger RNA. RefSeq lists its product as uncharacterized. The record is from RefSeq and is a predicted model, not a curated record. The transcript is spliced from 2 exons. The coding region runs from base 269 to 484 and encodes 71 amino acids. Lineage: Eukaryota; Viridiplantae; Streptophyta; Magnoliopsida; Rosales; Rhamnaceae.